ACACACAAGCCAGGCGCCCCCUCUCCCAGUCCCCAUCACCUUUCCCAUCUCGUCUCAUCUCACACAAGCCAGGCACCCCCUCCCCGGCUCCUGCUCACAGCCAUCACCUUCCCCACCCCACACACGAGCUAAGCGCACACAGCAAGCGCCACAGAUCCUGCCCGGCGAGCUAGCGAGGACUCCAUCGGCCUCUCCGCAGCAAGCAGAGCAGAGCUCAGGCAGGCAGGCAGGGGAUGAAGCGCGUAGCGGGGAGCCCGGGGACAUGGAGCGGCAUGGCGCUGCGGCUGUCGCAGUGCGCCUUCGCCGCCGCCUCCGUCUUCUCGUUGGUCUCCGCCUUCGGCUUCUCCAACUACAGCGCCUUCAGGUACAUGGGUUUUGCGUUGGAGCUGCAGGUUGUGUGGAGUUUGUGCCUUGCUUGUAAGGAUAUCUUUGCUCUCAGGAAUAAAAAGGAUCUUCACACCCCACAUGAUCUAUUGUUCUUUGUUGUCAUUGACUGGGCCUUGGCGACUCUCAUGUUCUCAGGAGCCUGUGCCUCCGCGAGCCUCACAAUUUUCUUCAUGUGGGAUGUGAACCUCUGCGGGGCAUACUCACGUCUGGCCUGCCGGCAGUUCGCGCUUUCGGUCACCCUGGCGUUCAUGACGUGGGUGUUGCAAGCUGCAUCAUCUUUCUCUGGGUUGUGGCUACUGGUUUCAUUCUUCUAGUGAUCUCACGUGCUCAUCAUCGGUGUGGCAUUAUGCUAAUUGUCAGUCAGGAGGGUAAAUCGGUCGCAAUGCGAUCAGGACACUUGCUAGAUUUCAGUUAUGGGCGUGCUUCCUUCACCACUUGUUAGAUAGAUGGAUUGUCUGUUUGAUAGUAGCUCAUCUUUAUACUAGGAGUUGGUUAUGAAGGCCUUGAGGUGGAGCAGUUACUGUUUAGAUUAUGUGGGAUCAUUAAUAUGAAGAGUUAUAUAUGGAGAUAAGUGGCCAUCGAAGGUACUUGAAAUCUGGUUAUUUUAUAAUGGAAUUUUAUCUCUUA
This is a messenger RNA of Triticum aestivum (bread wheat), 1014 nucleotides long. RefSeq names its product CASP-like protein 5B3. The record is from RefSeq and is a predicted model, not a curated record. Gene Ontology annotation, cellular component: membrane. The transcript has 3 exons. The coding region runs from base 234 to 701 and encodes 155 amino acids. NCBI's taxonomy places the organism in Eukaryota, Viridiplantae, Streptophyta, Magnoliopsida, Poales, Poaceae.